AUGUCAGGCAAUGCUGAAUUUCUAUCGAAUUGGCGCACAACACGAGGCGUCCAGGUCGGCGACGAUACCGAUGGAAUAGCCAACAAGGCUAAAAGCAUGUUCAGUGCGUUCACGGAUAGAGUGCAAGAGGGAUACAACUCAGCAUACAAUGCCCUCCCAUUGCAUAAUCAAGAUCUCGAUGCACAGCAGGAGCCUUCCUGGUUUAAGCUCUCGAGAUUCGAACGUCUCGUGUGCUUUUUCUGUUUUAUUGCCGGCUCGAUAGUGUGUUUUGGUCUGGGAAUACUGCUAUUCCCUGUUUUGACGUUAAAACCUCGCAAAUUUGCCAUGUUAUGGACUCUGGGCUCGAUCCUGUUUGUGCUAAGCUUUGGAUGUUUGCAAGGACCUGUGGAUUAUUGUAAACAUCUUGUAUCCAAGGAAAGACUGCCUUUUACAGUGGUGUUUUUUGGCAGCGUUUUGAGCACGUUGUACUGCGCAGCGAUCUUAAAGUCGACAAUUCUCACUCUCAUCACGGGAAUCAUUGAGAUAUUUGCUGUUCUCUACUACACAUUGAGUUACUUCCCGUUCGGAGCGCAAGGAUUUCAAAUGGUGGCCACAAUGGGACUUCGACAGUUCAGUAGUGUUUUCGGGUUUUAG
Molecule: messenger RNA, 633 nt
Organism: Ogataea parapolymorpha DL-1
Lineage: Eukaryota; Fungi; Ascomycota; Pichiomycetes; Pichiales; Pichiaceae
Exons: 1
Coding region: 1-633 (210 amino acids)
Biological process (GO): vesicle-mediated transport
Cellular component (GO): membrane
Source: RefSeq, a predicted model, not a curated record